ACAUCAAGACCCUGGUUCUGAUUGACAUUUCAUAAAAAAGAUCUCGUCCUCAUUUAGAAUAAUAUUGCUCAUAGCGAGGAAUUCCUUGUUAAGUCUUUACUAACACCGUCAUCCACCAUGGGUCUCACCCCAGUGCACUUCUUCUCGCACGGCUCAACAAUGAUGCUGGGCGAGGAGUCCGAAUCGGCCGACUACUGGCGCAAAUGCGGUGCCGAAGCUCUCGCGCGCGGAAUCAAGGGUGUUGUCAUAAUGGGCGCACACUGGGACGUCCUGAAUGACGGCCUCGAAGUUGCUACAAACCCAACUCCCGCGAAAUCCCCCGUCGCCUACGUCCACCCGGACAAAUACGAGAACUACAAACUCAACCCCGACAUCCCAACCGCCCACCGAUGCAUCUCCAUGCUCCGUGCCGAAGGCUUCAACGCCAACCCCAACAGCACCUUCGACUGGAUCCAUGACGUCUACCUAAUCCUAAUCCACAUGUUCCCAACCCAGUGCCCACCCACCACCAUCAUCAGCAUGAACGCGCGCUACGACCCGCACUACCACAUGAAGAUCGGAUCCGUGCUGCGUCCUCUCCGCGCCGAGAACUACCUCUUCAUUGGCACGGGGGGCGCGGUGCAUAAUCUCUACCGGAACAGGUGGGCGCCGAUGCUGCGGUUCCGGGAUAACUUCGCCAUGGAGACGCCGCCCGAGGACUGGGCGCUGGAGUUCCGGCAGGCGGUUGAGGACGUUAUUACGAAGACGGGGGGUGGGCCGGCUUUGAGGCGGGCGAUGACGAGGUUGAUGAAGCAUCCUAGGUUCCGGGAUGCGCAUGGCACGGAUGAUCACUUUAUGGCGGCGUUGUUUGUGGCGGGGCUUGUCGGGGAUUGGGAGGAUAGAGGGGUGAAUGGGGUGCUUGCGGCGGAGAGUUGGGAGUUGACGAAUAUGUGUAAUUCGCAGUUUACGCUUGGGAGCUGGAAAGAGACUGCUGUGGGUGCCUAGUCUCUGCCAGUACUUGGUCUGGCUUUGUUGUGGUGGCUUACAUAGCUCUUAUUUACUUGGUGGAAAUGGUUCAUGUUUUAUCUAUAGUGCUAAGCAGCAGUCAGUAUGGUACAGUGUAGUAUAUUCAUCAUAUUCCAGGCUACGUAUAAGGACUUACGCUUGGUGUACUGCUGAUGCAUUUCAUAAUGUACACAUUUGUCGUGCCA
Messenger RNA from Aspergillus versicolor CBS 583.65, 1190 nucleotides. Its product is annotated as DODA-type extradiol aromatic ring-opening family dioxygenase. The transcript is spliced from 3 exons. The coding region runs from base 118 to 984 and encodes 288 amino acids. Gene Ontology annotation, molecular function: zinc ion binding; oxidoreductase activity, acting on single donors with incorporation of molecular oxygen; ferrous iron binding. NCBI's taxonomy places the organism in Eukaryota, Fungi, Ascomycota, Eurotiomycetes, Eurotiales, Aspergillaceae. The record is from RefSeq and is a predicted model, not a curated record.